Molecule: messenger RNA, 1243 nt
Organism: Gossypium arboreum
Lineage: Eukaryota; Viridiplantae; Streptophyta; Magnoliopsida; Malvales; Malvaceae
Product: short-chain dehydrogenase TIC 32, chloroplastic-like
Exons: 9
Coding region: 148-1098 (316 amino acids)
Source: RefSeq, a predicted model, not a curated record
AAUAAUAAAAAUGAUAAAAAUUUUAUUGAAGGAGCUAUUGGCUAGUGAUUUCAACUUCGACUCUAUCCCGAAAGACAAAUUUCGCUUGUAAUAACCAUAUCGAAUUGGUCAACGAAUGCUUUUCUAAAUAAAACCGCAAAAGGAAACAUGUGGAUUUUUGGAUGGAAGGGACCAUCUGGGUUUUCUGCUUCUUCUACCGCAGAAGAAGUUACUCAAGGGAUUGAUGGAUCUGCUCUCGCUGCCAUAGUUACAGGAGCAUCAAGUGGUAUUGGUGUAGAGACUACUCGCGUCCUCGCAUUGCGCGGUGUCCACGUAGUUAUGGCGGUAAGGAAUGCAGAUGCCGGUCGGAAUGUCAAAGAAUCAAUACUAAAAGAAAUCCCUAGUGCUAAGAUUGAUGUUAUGGAAUUGGAUCUGAGCUCAAUGGCAUCAGUAAGGAAAUUUGCAUCACAAUAUCAAUCCUCUAAUCUUCCCUUGAACCUCCUAAUCAACAAUGCAGGGGUCAUGGCAACUCCUUUCAUGUUAUCUCAAGAUAAGAUCGAGCUGCAGUUUGCGACCAACCAUUUAGGUCAUUUUCUUCUAACUGAUCUUUUGUUGGAGACUAUGAAAAGAACAGCACGUGAAAGCAACAUAGAAGGGAGGAUUGUCAAUGUAUCUUCUGAAGGUCACCGGAUUGCGUACAGCGAGGGAAUUCGUUUCGAUAAAAUCAACGAUGAAUCAGGAUACUACACUUGGUAUGCUUACGGACAAUCAAAGCUUGCUAACAUAUUACAUGCCAAGGAGCUUGCUCAGCGUCUAAAGGAAGAAGAGGUGGAGAUUACUGCAAAUUCACUUCAUCCUGGAGCAAUUAUUUCGACCAAUCUUAUGCGCCACCAUGGUUUAAUCAAUACCGUUGGUCAAAUGUUGGGAAGAUACUUCCUCAAAAAUAUUCCACAGGGAGCCGCCACUACAUGCUAUGUUGCAUUAAAUCCACAAGUCAAAGGUGUUAGCGGAGAAUAUUUCUUAGACAGCAACAUAGGUAACCCAAGCGCUAAGGCGAAGGAUGCAGAUUUGGCAAAAAAGCUAUGGGACUUCAGCUGCACCUUGACCAAUCCCAAGUAGUUAGUUAGUUCACAAAGCCUUAUCUAGACGAGCUGCAGAUGUUCGAUGCUUAGUGCUGGUACUCUUUUAGCUGAAACUGUGAUAAACCGUAAUAUUUUCAUAAACAUACAAAGGGUAUAUGGAAUGAUCCCAGUUUUAUCGAGAA